Micromonas commoda is the source of this 3096-nucleotide messenger RNA. RefSeq lists its product as hypothetical. NCBI's taxonomy places the organism in Eukaryota, Viridiplantae, Chlorophyta, Mamiellophyceae, Mamiellales, Mamiellaceae. The record is from RefSeq and is a predicted model, not a curated record. The transcript has 2 exons. Bases 1 to 3096 code for a protein of 1031 amino acids.
AUGGCGAGUUGCCGCGCCGUGGGAUCCGCGACGCCGUCGACGUCGACGGCGCGAUCCGUCGCGGCGCCUCGGCGCGUCGCGCGGCACCCCGCCGCGUGCGUUCCGCGUCCGCGGACCCUAUCCGAUGAUGCGUCGUCGUCGUCUCGGCGGUCCGGUUCCGUCGCGGCCCGGUCGUGGAAUCCCCUGUCGGUUCUCGCGCCCCCGGACAUCUCCGGCGACCUCCUGGCGUCCGUCGCCACCUUGGUGCUCAGAGGGGUCCUGCGCAGCGCGGACGACGUCCGGUUCGUGGUUGACUGCUCCGCCGGGGACCUCGUCCAGGGAAGAGUCGACGGCGUGACCCUCUCCGGCGAGCGGUGGGUGUCGCCCCUAAACCUGACGUGUCAGCGGAUCCGAUGCGUCGUGGGCGCGGUAGAGAUCGACCCGAUCGCGCUCUUGACGAAACAACGCGUCGAGCUGCGCACGACGCCCGUCGGGACGUGCGAGGUGUCGUUCGACGCGCCAGACUUUGGCAACUUUUUGGUGCACCCGCAGUUCCAGAACGCCGUGGCUCGGUCGCGGCGGGAGUGGGGGUUCGACUUUACGUUUCGUCGCGACGGCGUGCGGCUGGAGGACGGCGCGGUGGUGUUCUUCGGGACGCGCGGCGGCGGCGGCGGCGGCGGCGAGGGGGGGGACGAAAGGGACGAAAGGGAGGAGAGCGGGAACGUCGUCGAAGUUCGCAUGCGACCCGUCGGUCGCGGCGACGUCGAGUGCGUCGUCGCCGGGUCGGGCGCCACGUCGGAUGCCACGUCGGAUGUCACGUCGGAUGCCACGUCGGCGGCGCUCGAGAGGUUCUUCCGCGAGCUCGCCGUGAACUUGCUCGGGGCGGAGUUGCGGUACGGGGACAUGGCGGUGGACGAAGCGCGAAUCACGCUGGCGCUGACGCUGCGUGUGCUCAAGUUCCCGAGCUCGCUGAACGGGUCAUGCGACCCGAUUGGGUGUUAUUUGCGUUGUCGAUCAGAAGCCCGACUCGUCAGAUCCGCGCGGGCCAUGCUUCGCCGAGCGGCGUCGCGGGCCGCGCUCGCCCUGGCUCGGCGUGACGUCGCGCCUCUCGAUGGUUUUGGGUUCGAUGGCUGGCGCGUCGCCUCGCGCUCCUUUGCCUCGGACGGCUCCAAGCGGAAGCAGCCCGUGAACCCGGUAUGGCGGGUGGUGGAGGAUGAGGUGACAACUCAGCCUCCCAAGCCCGAGCCUCCCAAGCCGGAGCCUCCCAAGCCCGAGCCGAGGCCCGCGGAGCCCAAGGCGAGGCCCGUGCCGAAGCAGGUUCCGACGCCGGCGCGCAAACCCGCGCCCAAGCCGCCGCCCAAGCCGGGGCCCGCGCGCGAGAAGCGAUCGCCACCACCCCCGCCAGAGCCAUCGAGGCCACCGCCACCGCCACCGCCGCCGCCACCGCCGCCGCCGCCACCGCCGCCGAGGCCGCCGCCGCCAAACCCGCCGAAGCCAGCGCCCCCGGCGACGUUCCCGGUCGAGCCCCCAGCGCCGACGCGCGCGCCUCCGGUCGAACCCGAUCCCGAGAAGCUGAUCCGCGCCGGCGAGGCUCUCGACCUCGGCCAAUCGACUCGGAUGGUCUUCGACUCGGACAGCGUCGGAUCCAUGGGCCGCGUCAGAAAGACCCUCGGGUACGACUGGCACGCGUGGCACCUGCUGGUGGCGAUGAUACCCGGCGCGUUGGCGUUCGGGUUCGCGCGUUCGAUCGAGCGCGGUCAAGACCGAGAGGAGUGGGAGAAGAAUCUGAAGGCGCGGAUGAACUCCGCGACGGGCGCCGGCUCUCCGAGCGUCGUCGACCCCUUCUCCGCCAGGGGUUGGCGACGCGACGCGCCGGGGGGGGGAGGGGAGGUCGCGGGUUCGAACCCCGGCGGGGACGAACCCGUGGGCAUCGACGAGCUGAGGGCGAAGCUGGACGAGGUACGAGCCGCGUUGCCCGCGCUCGAGGAGGAGUUGCGACGGCGCGAACGAAAAGAAGGGGAGAAAACUUUGAAGGAGGAGGAUGGGGAGGCGGCCGGGCACGAGGCCGAGAAGGCCGCCGUGGAAGAGGCGGAGCCUUCGACGUCCACGUCAUCGUCCACGUCAUCGUCCACGUCAUCGUCCGACGCGUCGUUCCUUCGCGUCGUUCACGACGGGUUGCGACGGGGCGGCGAGCGAGCCAAGGCGCCGAUCAAGCGCUUCGUGGACGCCACGUCAUCGGCCAUGUCAUCGGCCACGUCAUCGGCCAAGGCGCCGAUCAAGCGCUUCGUGAACGUAACCAAGGAGGGCACGACGCGCUUCGCAAAGGGCGUCGAGGGCUUCGUCAGACGGAGACGAUCUGACGGGGAAGGACGCGCGAAGACCGCGGCGGAGAAGGAGGCGGCGCGCGCGGCCAAGGAACGGGCGCGGGCUGAGCGCGAAAAGGAAAAGGAAGUCGCCAGGGAGCGAGCCGCCAAGGCAAAGGCGGAGAAGGCGGCCAAGGCAAAGGCGGAGAAGGCGGCCAAGGCUGAGAAGCUCGCGCUGGAGAAGGCGGCCAAGGCUGAGAAGCUCGCGCUGGAGAAGGCGGCCAAGGCUGAGAAGCUCGCGCUGGAGAAGACCGAGAAGGAACGUGCGAAGGCGGCGGCGAAGGCGGCGCCGACGAAGGAGGCCACGAUCGACGCGUCCACGUCCUCAUCGUCGUCGUUGUCGUCGUCGUGGACCGCGUCCCUUCGAGACUGGACCCGAGGCUGGACCGGCUCGUCUUCCGCGGCGUCCGACACACCGACGCCCUCGUCGCACACCCCAACCGGGCCCUCGUCGAUGCCGCCGUCCGUGAGCCUCGCCGACGUCAUCGCGUGGUGGCGGGGUAAGGCGGACGACCUCGCGGGCGUCGGCGCGGCUGCCCGCAGCACAGCUGGCGAAGAACGCGACGACGACGGCGAGGAGGGCGACGACGAGCCCUGGGGCUACGGCGACGGGAGGGACUCGUACGCGUCUCCGAGGAGGAACUCGGCGCGGGAGGGGGCCGGAGGCGGCGCCGCGGGGCUGCGCAGGACCGUCGGGAAGAUGGACGGGUGGUUCAGGAACAUCGCGGAGCAGUCGGAGGGUGGGGAGGGGUGA